AGAGCGAGGAAGAGUGUUGUGGGGGUGCAAUGCCACAGGCUCAGUGCAAGACCACACAGUCAGAUGCUCUGUGCAGGGUCAGCUAGUAAAAUGUAAAAUCAAUGAAUAGUAUGGCAUAUGUCUGUGCAACUAUUCCCCUUAGGGGAUAGGGCUGCUAUAGGAAGAAGGAUUUGAGCUCCCUGCCUGGCACCUGCAGGUCGGGCUGAGCGGGAAUCCUGCCUGAGAGCCUCGGGAAGCCACUGCCAGUCUGUGUAUUGACAGUACUAAGCUGGAUGGACUAAUGGUCUGACUCAGUGGAAGACAGCUUCCUAUGUUCAUAUUUUCAAUUGGGCUCAUUUGCAAGGUGCCCGUCACUUUAAGAAAGUUGGAGCGAGUGCUGCUGAGAGCUGUGGCUGGCCAGUCUUUUCCCAAACAUUCUGCUUGCCUUGCAGGGCACUCUGGUAUCCUGGCUCUAUGGUAUCCCGGUGAAGAGGAGGGGAGGGAGCCUCAAGGAGCGUAGCACAGCAGUCCCGUGGCUCCACAGGAGCACUGGGAGGGGGUAGGCAACCUCACCUGCUUGCUGAACCUGGUUUUAGAGGAGGGGCUGGGAACUGGGUGACCCUCUUUUGACAGAGCUCUGUUUGGGAGCAUACUGAGGUUCCACACGGUAGUGCUGACCCCGCCACUUUCGGACCUCAAGCCCUGUUUUUGCUGGUCGUGAGAAUAGCUUCAUUGACUAGCUGCAGUUCAACUCAAUCUUAUUUGUCAGUGCCAUUAUUUCUAAUUAACUAAUUUCUAAUUAAUUAAUUACAAUUAUAAAUAAUAAUAAAUAAUUAUUAUGUUAAUUCUAAUUAAUAAUUAACUAAUCCUGAGAGCUAGGAGUCAAGGGUGUUUAAGACUGUUUUGCAAUGUUUUCUUUGUAAAAGCAGGCACCACCCACUCAGCUAUAACCCUGAGCAACACUGCCCUUGAGCAGACUGGAUUGCAAAUUGCAUUUUUUAAUUCCUAUUGAAAACUGCUUAUUGAAAUGGAUUGGAUUAAUCCCAUUUCCAUGUUGUUCCUGUUUGUCUUUACAAUUAUGUACCUUUUGAAAAUGGGAGGUUUCUGGAAUAGCAGGAACAAUAAACAUUUUCCACCAGGACCUAGACCUCUACCAAUCAUCGGAAACCUCCACAUAAUGGAUAUGAAGAAGCCCUACACAACAAUGUUAAAGGGAACUGAGAUCAUGCCAUUACUGGCCUCUGUGCUGCAAGAUGAGACCCAGUGGGAGAAGCCAUACAAAUUCUACCCGGAGCAUUUUCUCGACUCUGAUGGGAAAUUUGUAAAGAGAGAUGCAUUCAUGCCUUUCUCUGCAGGUUUCUGGAAUAGCAGGAACAAUAAACAUUUUCCACCAGGACCUAGACCUCUACCAAUCAUCGGAAACCUCCACAUAAUGGAUAUGAAGAAGCCCUACACAACAAUGUUAAAGUUGUCAAAACAGUAUGGCUCCAUCUUCAGUGUCCAAAUGGGACUCAAGAAAGUGGUAGUACUGACAGGAUAUGAGACGGUCAAGGAGGCAUUGGUGAACCAGGCAGAUGCAUUUGCUGAGAGGCCCUUCAACCCGAUGCUUGAUGAAAUUUCCAAGGGCCAUGGUCUCGUUUUUGCUCGUGGUGAAAACUGGAAAGUCAUGAGGCGGUUUACAUUAACCACGUUACGGGACUAUGGGAUGGGCAAGAGGACUAUUGAAGACAAAAUUGUUGAAGAGUGCCGUUUCCUAAUAAGGAAAUUUGAGACUUAUGAAGGAAAACCAUUUGAAAUUAAGACAAUCAUGAAUGCUUCUGUUUCCAAUAUUAUUGUGUCCAUAUUACUUGGCAAGCGAUUUGAAUAUGAAGACCCCACAUUCUUAAGACUGCUGCAGUUGAUCAAUGAAAAUAUCCAGCUUUUGGGAACUCCCUCAGUCCUGCUGUAUAGCCUGUUUCCUGCUCUUGGCUUUCUUUCUGGAGCUCACAAAACGGUCCUUAAUAACAGAGAUGAAUUUCAAGCCUUUGUAACUGCCACCUUCAUAGAACACCUCAAAGAAUUGGAUGAAAAUGACCAGAGAAGCUUUAUUGAUUCAUUUCUUAUCCGACAGCAAGAGGAAAAGAAGAACAAUAUUAAUGGAUACUUCCAUAAUGAUAACCUAAUAGGUGUGGUGGCAAACCUAUUUGCUGCUGGAACAGAGACCACUUCAACCACACUGCGCUGGGGCCUCUUGCUAAUGAUGAAAUACCCUGACAUUCAGAGGAAAGUCCAAGAGGAAAUUGCAACCGUUGUUGGGUCUUCCCAGCCCCGGAUUGAACAUCGGACAAAAAUGCCCUAUGCAGAUGCAGUGAUCCAUGAAAUUCAGAGAUUUGGAAAUAUUAUCCCAACAAACCUGCCACAUGCCACCACUGUGGAUGUUACUCUUAAUGGCUACUUCAUCCCAAAGGGAACUGAGAUCAUGCCAUUACUGGCCUCUGUGCUGCAAGAUGAGACCCAGUGGGAGAAGCCAUACAAAUUCUACCCGGAGCAUUUUCUCGACUCUGAUGGGAAAUUUGUAAAGAGGGAUGCAUUCAUGCCUUUCUCUGCAGGUCGGAGAAUAUGUGUAGGUGAGACCCUUGCCAAAAUGGAGCUCUUCCUCUUCUUUGCAAGUCUCCUGCAGAAAUUCACAUUCCAGCCAGCCCCAGGAACAUCUAAAGAAGACCUGGAUCUAACUCCUGCAGAUGGGUUUACAACACCUCCAAUGCCCUACAAGCUCUGUGCUGUGCCACGCUCAUGAGAUGCCGCUCGCUUGCAUUUCUCAGCUCCCUUGUGUCCAUCGUCCGCUUCUUCACACAUUAUGGAACCAAUAAAAGCCUCAGGUUCAUCAAACCUCAUCUCAAUACCUCCCGGUGUUAUACAUCUGAGCAAGCCUCACCUACAUGCAAUCAGGGCUGUGUGUUUGAGGUGUGUGAGCCGGCUCAAAAUUGAGCCAGCUUGGUCUCAAACCAGGUCAACUUGAAGGCUUGGCUCAAGAGUGGCGGAGGGGGGUAAAAAUGUUUUUGAAAAGCACUGCAGUGGCCUCUAGAUGGUGCUGCAGGAUCUGUAGAGGGAUCUCAGUGGCUCACCGUGCUGGUUCAAACUGUUUGGGGGCCAUUUUGGCUCUCUGUGUGCACAUGGUGGCCAUUUUUAAGGGCUGCCACAUAUGCACACUGUCCAUUUGUGUGACCCGGGUCCUGAAAAUGGCCAGUGUGCAUGCACGGCGGCCACAAAAAUGGCCACCGGGCAUGUAGAGAGGGCUGAAUAUUCCCCAAAAUGACCCAGGGAGACUUGAGGGGGGCUGGCAGGAGGAGAGCACCCACUUCAGCACCCACCCUCGGGGUCACCACAGCCCUCAGCAGCAGCAAGUCAUUCAUUUUUAAAAACAAUUUUUACGGCUCCUGCCUGCUCGAACUGGGCCCAAAACGGUUCAGAUUCUAACCAAACUGGGCUCGGAUCCAGUGUACACAAAACCGAACCAGAUCCAGUUCAGCUCAAGUCCUAUUCAAUUCCAGUCAAACCGGGUUUUCCAGUUUAGUUCACACCUCUCCUAUGUGUAUGCUCACAUUCUGUGCUCUUCCUAGUAUACUGUUUCUCAUAGAAUCAUAGAGUUGGAAGGGACCUUGGAGAUCUUCUAGUCUUACCACCACCACCACCCCGCUCAAUGCAGAAAACUGCUACAGCAUCCCAGACAGAUGGUGGUCCAGCCUCUGUUUGAAAACCUCUAGCAAAGGAGACCCCACCAUUGUGGAAGGCAAACUCUUCCAUUGGCAAAUGGUUCUUUCAUCAGGAAAUUCCUCCCAAUGUCUAGCCUGAAUGUGCUUCCUUGUAAAGUCAACCCAUUCCUUUUAGUCCUGCCCUCAAAGAGUAGCAGAGAAUAAGUCUGCUCCACCCUCUUUGUGGCAACCCUGAAGAUAUUUGAAGACAACUAUCAAUUGUCCCUCUGUGGGAGUCUUUGAAAGACAGCAAAGACUUGUCUGUUUCAUCAGACAUUCCCACAUCUUAUUUGCUGUGAGAUGUGAGGUUUGCCAUUAUUUUUGACUAGUGGUAUGUGUUUAGGUAAAGGUUAAGUGUGCCAUCGAGUCACUUUCGACUCCUGGCAAUCACAGAGCCCUGUGGUUGUCUUUGGUAGAAUACAGGAGGUGUUGACCAUUGCCUCCUCCAGCGCAGUGUGAAAUGAUGCCUUUCAGCAUCUUCCUAUGUCGCUGCUGCCCAAUAUAGGUGUUUCCCAUAAUCUGGGGAACAUACCAGCGGGCAUUCAAACCAGCAACCUUCUGCUUGUUAGUCAAACAUUUCCUCGCUGCGCCACUUAAGGUGGUCUUUACUUACUGGUAAACUGCUGUUGUUUUUAUUUGCUGUUUUGUAAGACACUUUGAAUUUCAAGAAAUAAAUUAUAUAGUGGCUACUA
Messenger RNA from Hemicordylus capensis (graceful crag lizard), 4402 nucleotides. Its product is annotated as cytochrome P450 2K6-like. Gene Ontology annotation, biological process: xenobiotic metabolic process. The transcript has 11 exons. The coding region runs from base 1007 to 2755 and encodes 582 amino acids. Lineage: Eukaryota; Metazoa; Chordata; Lepidosauria; Squamata; Cordylidae. Gene Ontology annotation, cellular component: intracellular membrane-bounded organelle; cytoplasm. The record is from RefSeq and is a predicted model, not a curated record. Gene Ontology annotation, molecular function: oxidoreductase activity, acting on paired donors, with incorporation or reduction of molecular oxygen, reduced flavin or flavoprotein as one donor, and incorporation of one atom of oxygen; heme binding; iron ion binding.